This is a messenger RNA of Hippopotamus amphibius kiboko, 2322 nucleotides long. RefSeq names its product Rho guanine nucleotide exchange factor 38 (gene ARHGEF38). The coding region runs from base 1 to 2322 and encodes 773 amino acids. NCBI's taxonomy places the organism in Eukaryota, Metazoa, Chordata, Mammalia, Artiodactyla, Hippopotamidae. The record is from RefSeq and is a predicted model, not a curated record. Gene Ontology annotation, molecular function: guanyl-nucleotide exchange factor activity; protein binding. The transcript is spliced from 14 exons. Gene Ontology annotation, cellular component: cytoplasm.
AUGGAGCCCAAAGAAGCCCUCAGGAGAGAAAAUAUAGGCACCAGGAAAAAGAAUCUGCCCUUCCUGAGGCCCAGGCUCUAUAUGCUGGAGAGAAGGAAGACUGACACUGUGGUUGAGAGCAGUGUUCCCGGGGACCACUCUGGUACUUUGAGGAGGAGCCAGUCUGACAGGACCGAGUACAACCAGAAAUUACAAGAGAAGAUGACCCCGCAGGCUGGGUGUUCCGCGGCUGAGGCCCUAGCUCAGGAGGAGGAGCAGCAGACGCAGAGAAUGAUGGCAAGGCGCUCGAAAAUCAUCAAGGAGCUGAUACAGACGGAAAAGGACUAUCUCAAGGAUCUGGAGCUGUGCAUUCAAGAAGUGGUUCAGCCCUUGAGAAACAAACAGAUUGAUCGGCUGGAUGUGGAUAGCUUGUUUAGCAACAUUGAAUCGGUGCAUCGGGUAUCAGCCAAGCUGCUCUCAUUGUUGGAAGAGGCCACGACAGACGUGGAACCGGCCAUGCAAGUAAUCGGAGAAGUAUUCUUGCAGAUUAAAGGGCCACUGGAAGAUAUUUAUAAAAUCUACUGCUAUCACCACGAUGAGGCACACAGUGUACUGGAGUCCUAUGAAAAGGAAGAGGAGCUGAAGCAACAUUUGAGCCUCUGUAUUCAGUCCCUAAAGAAAAUAUACAUGCAAGAAGGCAAACCGAACUUACUAGACAUGGGCUCUUUGAUGAUCAAACCAAUUCAGCGAGUGAUGAAGUACCCCCUAUUACUGUGUGAACUCCGGAAUUCCACCCCCACCUCUCACCCAGACUUCAAGGCACUGGAGGUUGCCUUUGCUGCCGUGAAAGACAUUAACGUAAACAUUAAUGAACUUAAAAGACGGAAAGAUCUAGUUCUAAAAUACAAGAAGAACGAUGAGGAUGAAUCACUGAAAGAUAAACUGUCUAAACUAAAUAUUCAUUCAAUUAGCAAGAAAUCAAAAAGAGUGACAAAUCAUCUAAAGAUUCUGACCAGAGGAGAAUCACAGGUGAAAGACAAUACCUUUAAUAGAGAAGAAAAGCUAUUUAGAUCUCUAGAAAAGACUGUAAGGCACUGUGUGAAGAAUAUUUCAUUCUGUCUUCAACACGUACAGGAUGCCAUGCCUUUAGCUCUGCAGAGUGUAAUGGAACUCCAGGAGAUUUCACAUAACAAAGAUGAGGAGGAGAGGGGCGAUUCAGAGGCUCCAAGUAACACCCAGAAUCCCUCUGAUGACUUUGCAGCUCGUUUCCAGAAACUCAUCCUGACGCCCCUGUCGGCCCUGCUGUGCCUAUUCCCAGGGCCCCAGAAGCUCAUCCAAAAACGCUACAACAAACUGCUGGACUACAACAGCUAUCUGCAGCGGGCGGCGGCGGAUGAGUCAGACUUGGCCAAAAGGGAAUACGAGGCCCUCAAUGCCCAGCUUGUGGAAGAGCUCCAGGUGUUCAACCAGGCUGCGCGCAAGAUUCUGCUGAACUGUCUGUGCAGUUUCAUCACCCUCCUCAGGGACCUGAUGCUCGCGGCCCAGAGGGUCUAUUCCACGGGGGUGCGGGUACCACUGUUGGCUUCAAGCAUCUCUGAAAUUCAGAAUCGAGUACUAGAAGAGAUUCAAAAUCUGAAUUUUGUGAAGGAUAACAGUGCUACCUUUAUUGAGAGGAAACUUAGUUUUGAAAAGAAGAAGCCUGUGCAAAUUCUGCCGGAAGUGCCACGUCAGACCGGCGCUCACCGCUCCAAACUUCUAUCCACAUACAGUACACAGGAACUCUACCAAGCUAAGCGCAAGUGCAACGCUACUCAAGAAAAUGACAUCAGUCUUCUGGAAGGGGAGCUGGUGGCUGUGAUGGAACAGAAGGAUCCUUUGGGAAGUACCAGCAGGUGGCUUGUUGACACAGGAAGUAUUAAAGGAUAUGUGUAUUCCUCCUUCCUAAAACCCUACAAUCCAGCAAAAGCCGAGAACAGGUUCUGUGAUGAUGAUUUUGAUAACAUCAGCCUCUUUGUGUCUUCACGACCAGCCAGUGACAGUGUCACAGGCACCCCAGAAGGUAGCAUAAGUGAUAGCAGCUCAUCUCUUAGUGGAACAUGUGGGAAGUCUGAAACAAAUGGUACUGAUGUUGACAGUUUUCAAGAGGUAGAUGAGCAGAUUUUCUAUGCAGUUCAUGCCUUUCAAGCACGGAGUGACCAUGAACUCAGCCUUCAGGAAUACCAAAGAGUUCACAUACUUCGAUUUUGUGACCUAAGUGGCAAUAAAGAGUGGUGGUUAGCCGAAGUUCAAGGGCAGAAAGGCUACGUUCCAGCUAACUACCUUGGGAAGAUGACAUAUGCUUAA